ACUAUCUACAAGCAAUUGGAUUAUUACAUGAUGAAGUAUCAGAAAUUCUAUUGUGUGCUGCUGUUGGUUUCCUUAUCUGCGCUCGCUGCUGCCCAGUACUAUACGCCAUAUAAUCCUUACAACACGCCCAGUCCUACGUUUUCCAGCUUGAACAAUAAUUACUACUAUACCACGCCAUAUCCCUACAUUGGUAUACCUACGGCUACUCCUUAUUACUACAACGAUCCUAAGAUACGCAUUUGGCCCUAUGUCAUCGGACAGUAUCUGUAUCCUUCCUAUUACAAUAACAAUAGCAAUAAUCCUUAUGCUUCCUUGAGCACACCCAAUUGGCAGAGUUAUUAUACGAAUGCCUAUCAAAAUAAUUGGGGUAAAAAAUAGUUGAUAAAGCUGACUACGUAUUUUAUAUCUUUGUUCGUUUCAAUGUUGUUUCAAUAAAACGUUAUAAGUAUUGCUAAGAAA
Messenger RNA from Drosophila innubila, 459 nucleotides. RefSeq lists its product as uncharacterized. The transcript is spliced from 2 exons. The record is from RefSeq and is a predicted model, not a curated record. NCBI's taxonomy places the organism in Eukaryota, Metazoa, Arthropoda, Insecta, Diptera, Drosophilidae. Bases 28 to 378 code for a protein of 116 amino acids.